Messenger RNA from Drosophila suzukii, 2656 nucleotides. RefSeq names its product enolase-phosphatase E1. NCBI's taxonomy places the organism in Eukaryota, Metazoa, Arthropoda, Insecta, Diptera, Drosophilidae. The record is from RefSeq and is a predicted model, not a curated record.
CCGCCACAAAUAUCGCAGCCCUGGCAAGAAGCAGUUUAGUUACGUUUACUCCGAGCAAGCGUUUUUUUUAAAACGCAUUAAAAGGCGAAAAGCGAGUGUUUUGUUGGAAAAAACAGGCGCAUCUACUUGCUAAGAUCUCUGCGCAGCAUCAGUGAACAAAAAGCGGGCCCCUAGACGUGGAAAGUUCUCGAAAAACGGCAUUUCCCAAAGUUGCGCGUUCACGGUGUGCCAAGAAGCGUGGCGUGUGUGUCGAUUUGAGUUACCCUACCUGUAAUUGUGUGCGCGCCUGUGAGAGAGUGGAGGUGGAGUAAACUCGCCAGCGUUCGAAGUGGAAGCCAAAGAUAUAGGAAUUGCGAAAUACUUGGAAAUACCGCCAAUCUACUAAACAAUGUCGGAGGCAACUGUGGCCCAAAAGCCGGAGGCGGUGGAAAUAGAGGAGGCGGCGGCGGGGGACGACAAAAAGACUCCCAAGCGUACUCCCAAACGUCGCUCGUUCAUUGAGCGGGCGCAGCAGGAAAGCGAGGAGCUGGUGCGAACAAUGGGCGGCAGCCUGGAAUUGGCGGGCGGACGGAGAACGCGGUCCAGCACUCGGGGAACGCCGACCCGAGCCGCCGAGACAGUGACGCCACCGCCAAGCAAAAAGGCGCGCACAUCCCCGGCCUCGGCCACCAAGGCCAGCGCAGGAAAGGGACGUGGAGCACGCAAGCUGGACGUGGGCGGUGAUGAGCCCGAACAAGAGCCGGAAAAGGUGCAGACACCGCCCAAGGGAAAGGUCGCUGCCAAGAAAGAGAAGAAGGAGACCAAGAAGGAGGAGAAAGCGGCUGAAGAAGAAAAGCCCGAGGAGGCGACGACGGAUGCGGAGAAAGAAGUCAGUGAGUCAAAGGAGAAAGAUGCCAAGCCAGCCGAGACCGAGGACCAGCCUGAUGCUGUAGUGGAGGUGCCUGCAGUGGCGGUCGAGAAGCAGAACCAUGUCGACGAAGUCAAACCAAGCACAGAAGAGCAAGAGAAGUCAACCGAAGAGGUGCCAAAAGUGGAGGAGCCACCAAAGGCGAGUGAGGAGACCUCCGAGAACGGAGCCGCCACAGAAACUCCCGCUGCCCCCGAAGAGCCAUCUUCCGCCAUGGAUGUUGACGAAGAUGAGCCGGUCGUCGAAAGCACACCAUCAGCAGAAAAAGAACCUGCACCAGUUGAAGAGAAGAAGCCCGAAGAAAAAUCUGAAGAACCUGCAGCACCCGUUGAAGAGGAGCCAAAGGCGCAAGCUGAGCCGGCCAAGGAACCUACCCCAGAGCCCAUGGAGGUUGAUGCCAGUUCGAAAAGCAGUUCGGACACGGCUCAAGUAGAAACACCUGCCACCGAGGAGGUUGCCGCCGCUCCAGAACCAGAAGCAGCCACAGAGGCAACAGAAUCCAGCAAUGAUGUCGAGGAAGUGGCCACAGAAGUGAAGGAAACUGUUCCAGAAGUAUCCACUGCCGAAGCCAAGGAGGCAGGAAGCACCGCCGAGUCCGCAGAAGAGCCCAAGAAAGCCGACAGCAGCGAAGAGAGUAAGCAGAUCGUGAGUUCUACGCAGCCCAAGGAGGCGGAGAGCACUGCUGAUGAAAGUGCCACGCCCGUUGCUGCCGAGGUUCCCACCACCCCCGCCACCAAUGAUGUCAGCAAGACCGUGGAAGUCGAUGCCACCUUAGCGAAGGCGGCCGAGAGUCCUGCCAAGGAGCCACAGGUGAUCAGCGAGGUCAAGAAGGUCGAAAUCAAUGUUAAUGGUGAGCCCAAGAUCGUCAACAGCUCAACCGAAGUAGGCGAGAACGCAGCGCCAAAGGUCUGUAACUAGACCGAUCCCACCACCGAUGGACAAUCAACAACUACAUUGCGUUGCGAAUUUGUACAAACUGCAUCUUCAGAUCGCCCGCCGAGUUGGUCUGGAUGUCGCCAACUACAUGCAAACAUUUAAGAGUUUCCCCAAACACAAGCUACGAUUUUCUUUUUUUAAUUGACCAUUUGAUUUCGCACUCAGAAAUCCCUUCAUUUUGAUGAUAGUUUCGGGUCUUCCAGUAUUUGGUUGACGCGAGGGACGCCAUAGGCUGCAAUCGAUGCUGGACUUUCUAUGUUGCACUGUGUGCGUCAGCUAGACAGACAAGUAAAACAAGUAGGCAGUAGUUCCAGUCCCCAUAACCCACCCACCCACUUCCCCAGAAAUACACAGACAGAUUGUAAAAUGCAUCUUAAUAUAAUAUGUAUGUGGAUAAUUAAUCAAAUUGGAAUCAAACAAAUUAUACAUUGACGGAAAUGUAUGUAAAAUAGAUGUUUUUAAAUUGUAAGGCAUAAUAUCCUUAAUUAUAAAACCAAUUGGACAACACUCAAAAAUUAAGCAACCGAAACGCAGAAAGAUUUUACCCGUUGUAACGCAAAACCAAUGCUUUGCGGCUUUAAGAUACGUCUAUGCAUAACUUUCACCCUUUUUGAAUAUUUCUAUUCGUACUUCAAGCCCGUUUUAUUUGAAGCAUUUAGUCUACGUUUUUUAAGGAUCCGAUUUGCAAUCGGUGACUACGGAUGAGCUCAUUGGAAACUGUUGUGCUAGGUAAAGAUCCCUUCCAGGCGAUCACUCCUAACUGAAUUCGUAAAUACAUGCUAGAGUAAAGAGUAAACUUUUUCAAUGAAAAAA